Messenger RNA from Megalobrama amblycephala (Wuchang bream), 1623 nucleotides. RefSeq names its product lymphocyte antigen 6E-like. The transcript has 3 exons. Bases 944 to 1405 code for a protein of 153 amino acids. Lineage: Eukaryota; Metazoa; Chordata; Actinopteri; Cypriniformes; Xenocyprididae. The record is from RefSeq and is a predicted model, not a curated record.
GCAGCUCUACUGGCUGCGGAGUGCAGGAGGGAUGAGGGUUCCUAGGGGGUUGGUUCCCCGAAGGAAACGCGCUCACCGUGAUCCUCAGGUCACCAGUGCCGCCGCCCGCAGCAACCCUCUGAGGAGGAUUGGAACGAGGCAGCGGCACUGGGACUCCGCCCCUUUGCAGGAACUGGAGUCUAGACCGCAACUCCGAGACGGUCAUCUUCCCACAAUGGGUACAUGACUCGUCCACAAACGCCGCCUCAGCGUGCCUUAAGCCCAAGCACACGAUACAGCGUUGGUGACCAUCCCGAGGCGCCAGGCAACGACCGCAUCCAGCAGCACACAAGUAGAACGACAUCUUUAAAAAGACGCGAACUACUCGUGUAAGCUCUUUCAGGGACUAACUCUCUCAGUGCCGAAGCACGCAGGGGAAAGCCGCUGCAGCACAGACAGGGAAUGUGCAGCCUGUCGUGUGCACUCUCUUUGCAGACGCUGCUCUUACCAGCUGUAAGAACAGCCUUUUAGCGCUCUUAAAGCGCACCGUCACCAGCCGUGAAAACGGCCUUCACGCUGAUACACAGCUUUUUUUUUUUUGCUCAAAUAAAAAAGGCAAAAACGAAAGCAAAGAAGAAAAAAUCGGCCCCGCUGCUGUGCUGUUCCUCCUGCACCGGACGAGAAGAGCAGUCAGAGAGAGAGCUGGCUCGUUGAAGUCCGUUCUUCAAACACUCGCUCGUAGAAACCACCGUGUUUGCUCAGUAGUUCGGCUCCGAAGCGAAAAGCUGAAGAUGCAACGCACCUGCUGCUCAUUAUAUACCCGCGCUGCGAGGCGAGCAGCUGAUGCAGAUGAUUGCAUGCCAAUGUGCAUUGGCUCGUUUAGUUACACUCGAAGUAGAUUGGCCUCUCUGGCGAGAUUCCUAUUCGUCGGUCUGUCCGACGUACGUCGAACGUGACCGACUGAAUGGGAACUGGUAUUUCCUGUAUUAUUCAUGUUUUAGGUGACAAUAGUGUAAAAGUGAAAAUUAAAGAUUGUGUUCCUGCCUGUCUAAGUGGGUCCAUGAACUUCGGCAUUAUAAAGGUGACUAUUUCCUGCUGUAACUCAGACCAGUGUAACCUCCAAGAUGCUCCAGAUCCCAACCCCAAUGGAAAGAAAUGUUACUAUUGCGAUGAGAAGAGCUGCUCAAAAACAGUGAGCUGUUCAGGUAACGAAGACCACUGUAUUAAAGCAACAGAGACUUCUGGAGGCCAGUCAGUGGUGGGAAAAGGCUGUGCCUCUAAAUCCAUGUGUGAUGCCACAGCAUCAGUUCCUGGUGUUGCGAGAAUCUCAUGUUGUGAUGGGAACCUGUGUAAUGGUGCUCAGAGUGUCUCCCAGAGCUUCCUGUUCCUCUGCUGUUCUCUGCUCUCCUACUUCCUGCUCCACUGAAUCCAGCAGCUCUUCAUCCUACAAUCAGACACACUGUACUGAAUAUAAAGCUUGUAUUUUCUCUGAACUAUCUUUGGUGGUCUUAUGUGAUGAACUGAAAAGUAUACUGGAAAUUGCAGGAAACGGUACAUCAUCAGCUUGUUUCUGUUUAUAUUUAAUAAAGCUUGUCAAGUUGUAAAGAUAUCUGAUAUACUCCAAUAAAGUGAUCAUAAAAUAAA